AUGACGACUAAUUGCCAAGGAACACCACUCCAAACGAAAUUGCAAAUUCUCGUCGGCGACGCACUCAAAACAGAGCUACCAUUUUUCGACAUUUGCAUAGCCAACGUUCCGUACCAAAUCAGUUCCCCAUUGGUAUUCAAACUGCUGCUGCAUCGUCCAUUCUUCCGAUGUGCCGUUCUGAUGUUCCAACGCGAAUUUGCCCAGCGAUUGGUGGCAAAACCCGGCGACAAACUGUACUGUCGCCUUAGCAUCAACACACAAUUGCUGGCAAGAGUCGAUCUGUUGAUGAAAGUCGGAAAGAACAAUUUCCGACCACCGCCGAAAGUCGAAUCCAGUGUGGUGCGCAUUGAGCCGCGAAAUCCUCCACCGCCAAUCAAUUUUUCCGAAUGGGACGGAUUGACCAGAAUAGCAUUUUUGCGGAAAAACAAAACGCUGGCCGCUUCAUUCAAGCAGACAUCGGUGCUGGCCGUUUCACAUCACUCUAUUAGACCACAUUACCAUAAAUAA
This is a messenger RNA of Bradysia coprophila, 507 nucleotides long. Its product is annotated as putative dimethyladenosine transferase pseudogene. NCBI's taxonomy places the organism in Eukaryota, Metazoa, Arthropoda, Insecta, Diptera, Sciaridae. The record is from RefSeq and is a predicted model, not a curated record.